Molecule: messenger RNA, 864 nt
Organism: Vespa velutina
Lineage: Eukaryota; Metazoa; Arthropoda; Insecta; Hymenoptera; Vespidae
Exons: 5
Coding region: 160-549 (129 amino acids)
Biological process (GO): sensory perception of smell; detection of chemical stimulus involved in sensory perception of smell
Cellular component (GO): plasma membrane
Molecular function (GO): odorant binding; olfactory receptor activity
Source: RefSeq, a predicted model, not a curated record
AGAUUCAAAAUAUGGGAACCAUUUAAGAAGCAUUCGAAAUAUACGCGAAAAGUUUGCUUCAUUAAAACGCCUAGCCUGCAAUGGGAAUGGAUAGUCAACAUUAUAAGGCGAUAUAAAGCUGUCACAGAGUAUGUUGACUUACUAAAUAAUUUUUCAAAGAUGAAUUACUUAGUUACAAUUUCUUUAGUGAUGAUUCUCAUUGUUUUUGAUUACAUUUAUAUAUUUCAAUUAUCUAAAGUAUCACAAAAUGUAAUUGAAACAAUCGAAUGCAGCAUCUAUAGUAUUGGUUCUAUUUUUAUACUAUAUCUUAAUUUUUACCUUGGCCAAAAGCUAUUGAACCAUAGCAGUGCAGUUUUCAAGGAAUUGAAUAAAAUUCCAUUCUACACUUUUCCCAUAAAUUAUCAAAAAUUGCUAUUAUUUAUAAUAAUGAGAAGCGGAAGACCAUGCGUGCUUUCAAUCGGUGGUAUGUUUGUAUCAUCACAUGUAACAUUUGCUGCGAUAAUGCGAAAAGCAUUCUCUUUUGCUACGGUAUGUUAUACUGUUCAAUAAUUUUAUAUUAUGUUCUAAACGAUGAAAUAGUUUUAAUUAUCACUACACAUGUAUGUGAAAAAUUUAAUUUAUUUCAUAGAAAAUCGAAUCUACUCACUUUUAUAGAAAAUAAUAAGAUGUUUGUAACGAUGGAAAAGCACAUAUGACAUUAUUGUUCGAUAUUAAUUAUUUAUUUCAUGUAAGAUUUUAUAAUUAUAAUAUUCGUCUUACUUUUUUUUUUUAAAUAAUCGCUUUCUAUAUGUACUGCGUAAUUGUCACCGAUCUUCUUUGUAUAAGUAUAUUACAUUUGAUGGACUGUAUUAUCGACAAAGUAAA